Drosophila ananassae is the source of this 4393-nucleotide messenger RNA. RefSeq names its product pneumococcal serine-rich repeat protein (gene Sap130). The record is from RefSeq and is a predicted model, not a curated record. Lineage: Eukaryota; Metazoa; Arthropoda; Insecta; Diptera; Drosophilidae. Gene Ontology annotation, cellular component: Sin3-type complex. Gene Ontology annotation, biological process: negative regulation of transcription by RNA polymerase II. Bases 306 to 4190 code for a protein of 1294 amino acids. The transcript has 11 exons.
CCGGACAUCGGCAACAAAAAAUCGAUAGUUCGAUAUCAAAAAUACAUGUUCGUCAUCCCUAGUAGCAGGAAACACAAUAAGAUCCAUUUAAUUAAUAGAAAGCGCGGCGGAAAAACCAAUUCCCGACUCACAGGGACAACAAAGUGAUUCUUAGGCCAGAAAAACGGCAAGUAGUGCUGCCACUUUGUCAAGAACUGUGUUUUUCAGUCUGUCCGAGCGUGGGCAGAGAGUACAGUGGCAUCCAGUGCAUAGAUAAGAGAAAGAGGAGAACUUGUUCCGAAAAUCAGCCAGUAUGAGCGCCCCAAAUGAUGGCGGCGCGGGAGGCGGACCAGGAGCGGUGGGAGGCGGCGGCGGAAGUACAGCUACAGCACCAUCAGAAAAUACCCACUACUGCCGCCCGCACAGCCCCAGCCCCCCUGAAAACCAUUAAGAUACGCACCCAGCCAUUUCUUCCUCAUGCACCAUCAUUGCUGUCAUCGGUUCAAGUCACUUCAUCGUCAUCGGUGGCACCCGCAACCGCAUCCGCAUCCGCAUCCCUGGUAUCACACUCAAAUCCGCCCUUUCAGCUGCGCGGCGUCAUUAACAAGUACUCAUUGCCGUCCACCCAUUUACUCCAAUCCUCUGCAGCGCACCCGGCGGUGGCCGCCAAGAUCACCCAUGUCAAGUCGGACGGCGGCGGCGGGAUCUCCAUUUCGGGUACUCCCAUCCUCAGCGGCGGGACAAUCAAAGUGGCAGCCGCCAAUCCCGCCCAGCAACCCAUUUCUCUCAGCACGGGACAGGCCACCACGGCAGCUUCCAUCAGAGCCAUCGGGGCGGGAGGUCAGUCCACGCAGGUGCGUGUUGUCAUGCCGAUGAUCAAGCAGCUGGAGAACGUCACGGCGACGGGUAGGACGCAGAUUACGGCGAUACCAGCAGCUCCGGCCAGAAGUGUCUCGAAUGCUUCCAUCACCGUAACCAGGCCGGUGACCCAGGCCACAUAUCUGCCGAGGGCCAGCGUCACUGCCACCCAGAUGGGUGGCGUGGGAGUCGGGGUGGGCCAGCGUCUAGUAACCCCUCUCAGAGCCACAUCGUCCGCUUCGGCCACUGUGACACCAGCAGCUCCCACGGGUAUUAGCACAACUGGUGGCUUUAUCCGCGGAGCAACCGCUUCCGUGAGCAGGAGUGGAGUGGCGGUGUCUACGCAGCCACCGUCCACAGUGAUCUCGUCCAGCAACAGCGCCGCCUGGAUGCAGAGUCCCACGGGACAGGUGCAACUGAUCCGUGCCAUCCCCCAGCCGCGACAAAGGAUCAUCACCACGUCGGCGGGCGUUAGCAGUGCCAAUGUGGUAACCACGGCUAAUCCGGUCCAAGCACCAACGGCUCUUUCAGUUUCUGCUGCCCAAACGCUGACGCCGCAGUCCACGGGACCGGCAGGUGUUCCCCAAGCCUACGUGGCCACUGUCUUGCCACAGAGGCAGCAACAGGCCACUCUGGUCUACUCCUCAAACGUGUCCACCCCGAACGCAAAUCCCAAUCCUGGCCAGCAGUUUAAUUCCCGUUUCGCUGUGGCUACGCCCACUGGGGGAGUAACGACCACAACACCCGGGGGAACUACAGUCACUUCGCGACAAGUGCGACCCAUAUCGUUGGGGAAGGGCUUUACAGGAGCCAAGUUGAACACGACGAGCAUCAGUAUCAGGGCACCCCACCCCCAGCUCAAUGCCAGCGUUACUCCUUCCCAGACGCCCGUUAGUGUCUCGGGAGGAGCGACAGUGGCGCCGGGACGAGGGCCAGGUGGUGCUGGAGCCGCUCUGACGGCUACGAAUCUGCCCACCACGCGGAUCAUACAACUGCAGCAGCCGGCGACGGCAGCCACGCAGCAGAUAAUCGGAUCGGCUGCUCGCCUGGCUGGCAAUGUGAUGCUGCAGCCCUUUUUGAUGAGCACUUCGGCGGCAGCUAAGAUGGGCAUUCGUCCCCCAGUUACCAUGACGGCCAAGGUGCAGCCCUCACUGACCAUUACGCAGCUGAAUCCCAUCGGCAAACUAUCCACGGCCGGAUCAACCGGCACACCGACCAUGACCCCGCAGGGUGUGACCAGCAUCCAGGCGGUGCCAGUACCGAGUGUCUCGGCUAGUGUGGUGACUCCCAGUCCGGUAACCGGAGCGACUGCAGCUGCUGGUGGCGCCACCGUGCUGCCCCUGACCAUAAGCGGCAGGGGAGAAGCCGUCGGACCCGCAGGCAACAUCCUCACGGGCACCUUGACUCCCAUUAAGAAUGCCAGUGGCAUCACCGUGGGCAAGAUGAUGAUGGCGCCGACAACGGCUGCGGCACCAGGCUCGGAUGUUACUGUUAGCAGUGGAGCUACAGUGACCGGGUUUCAGCGUACUUGGAAUCCAGUGGUGGCUUCCCAGAGCCAAUUGAUGAAGAUUGAUGAAAAGGGUAGUGCAGCUACGAUCUACUACGAAUCAAUGCCGGCAUCCUCGUCCACUGGCGUACUCUCGUUGACCACCACCACCGUGACUCAGAGCAGUCAGUCCCAAGCCCAAUUGGUGAGCAGUGCUGGCGGAAGCAGCUUAUCCGUUUCUUCGCUGCCAUUUGCCAGCCAUGCCUCGGCAUCCGGAGCAGCAGGUUCCGGGGCUGGAUCACAAGCCACCUUUACAGUGCUACCGUCCGGGGCGGCUGGAGCGGCGGCUACCCGAACUAUCGGCCAUCAGCAACUGAUAAUACCAACGGCGGCGAACAGUGCCCCGCCGCAGCACAUGGUCAUCCCGUUGCACACGUCCGUAAAGGUGACCACGGGAGCAGGCAACCCCCAGCAGGCGGGCGGAAGUGGAGCACUGGUGCCCAACUUCAUGCGCAAACGAGACGCCGAGGGCUCGCCCAUUCGGGCAGCCAAGAACCUGGGACCCACGUUGCUCUCCAUGGCCAGUAACUCGAACAGUGCCACCAACUCCGGUUCCACGUUCAGUUUGAAACCCGUUUUUGUGGCGGUGCCCUCGUCGGUUAGCUCGGCACUCACGGUGGAGGCUUUGGCCAAAAAGGAAAGGGAGCGGGUGGCCCAUGGAGCCCCCAGUAAUGCACCCACGGUAGCAUCUUCUGAGACUACCAUCUCGACCACAAGAAAUCUCCGUGCCGAGUCCCCGGCGUCCUCGGAUGGUUCUACUACAGUAUCGGCGAACUCUUCGCCUGGCGUGGAUCAGCAGUUGCAGGACAGGAUUGGCGAGCCAUCGACGGCGAGAGGAACGAGUGGUCGCGACAAUGCCACGCAUUUCAAUCCCAUAAAUGAGAUGUACUCCUCGCAUCAGGGACACUCGUCGAUGGGAGCUCGUGGCAGCUCCUUUGUAGAUGUCCAAGCACCAACGCCGCAACAGCAGCAACCUCAGCAGCCGACGCCCCACGUGGCGGGAUCUGCGCAAUUGGCACAGCAACCAGGAACGCGAAUGAAUGGCACCGGCAGCAGCUCCAGUUCGAGCUACGAUUGUUCCGCCAGGAAGAAACCACGAAGAUCGACUAAUGACAGUCAGCACUCAACCCAGAGCCAGGCAUCCUUGUCACUGCCACCACCGAGUGCGGAACCUACACCUACUGCUGCAGCAGCCUACAUGCAGAAGCACAACAAUGGAGGUCUACUGGUGGCAGCACCUGCGCCGGGAGUGGCUCCCAAUAGUGCCCCAGUCGAGGCCAACCAUCGGAACAGCACACCAGCAGUGGCGGGCAACAAGGAGAACGCCAAUCCCGUCGACUUUGUUAUUCGGCGUCCGCGCAACUGUGCUUUGCUGAAUACCUAUAAGCCCACCCACAAGCUGGCCACCAAUCACUUCCAUCGAUACACGGAUGUGAAGCCCAGGGAGGAGCGACGAGCCACAGUCAUUGAUUUGGCCAAUCAGCCCAAUGUGCGGGAGAAGAUAAAUGGAUGGAAGAUCUAUCACUUACGGACGCAAAUGGAAGACUUGAACGAAUCUGAGAUGGUCAGCCUGGGGCAGCUAGAAACCAUGCUACAAGCUCUGGAAAAGGACAAGGACAAGCACAGCGAAAUAGAGCGCGUUAGUGAGCUGCUAAAGGGCAAUAUCCAGCGGAGUAAAAUCAUCACGGAUGGCAUCAACGAGGCCCAGAAUCAGCUUAUGAAAAUCUUUGAGCACAAGCCCCACGUCUCAGACAUCAUUAGCCGCUGUGCCUCCAAGCGCAACUUCAAGAAGCGAGAGAAAAUGUAGACCACUGACCAUGGACCAGGAGGAGGACCAGACCAUCCACCAGGACCAUGUACUGAUAAUUUGUACAUUUGCCUACUUUAAGAGUCUAGAUUAGAGAAUUUUACCUUAACACUACUCACUAUCCAUUUGUAGGACAAACCAUUACAAAGAAAACGGCAAUAUUUUUUAACUUUCUUUAAAUACAAAGUUUUAGAGUUGUAUAA